AGCUUCAACAGCUUGCCUGCAAUCAGCCAGUCCGCCGUGACCAACGCGACUAUGGUGCAAUUAAAAAAAUGCGUUGUUUUGAGAAAAAACUUCGAGACGGAGUUUGGACAACUGAGAGAUUCCUAUCAACAGUAUCAUAUCUCUUUCAAAACUUCAAAGUAGUUGCUUUGGAUGAAAACUCAAUGAACAAGGUUGGUGAGAGUCUUUCUUUGCCAACUUCUACUUCAACAGAGACACCGAAGUGCGUUGUUUGUACUGUCAAUGAACGAAAUGCAUUAGUAAUGCCUUGCAGACAUUUUUUGUUUUGUCAGCCCUGCAUUCAACAAGUCCAAAAAAGCAACACAUCUCAUUGUCCCACUUGCCGAGGACCGAUAUCAUCUAUAAUUGAACCUUUUCAAUGAUUCAGUAAAAUUUUCCCUUUUACCUAUAUUUUGAAAACUAGAAUGUCACACAAUUGUUUAAAUUUAUUUAAAAAAAUUUAUUAUAUAAAAGCGGUAUAAUUUUUUUCCUAUUGC
Hydra vulgaris (swiftwater hydra) is the source of this 515-nucleotide messenger RNA. The record is from RefSeq and is a predicted model, not a curated record. Lineage: Eukaryota; Metazoa; Cnidaria; Hydrozoa; Anthoathecata; Hydridae.